CAGCCGAGCCAAGAUGGCUGACAACAUCCAGUUACACCCGGUGCGGAAGAGCUCGAAGAAACACCUUUAUUACAACUCUGGAAGACACAGCAGAUAUCAGCUGGAAGAUGAGGCCUCCCACCUGGAUGAGAUGCCACUGAUGAUGUCAGAGGAGGGCUUUGAGAAUGAUGAGAGUGACUACCAGACCCUUCCUCGGGCCAGGGUCAACCAGAGGCAGCGGGGCCUGGGAUGGUUCCUUCUGGGAGGCUGGAAGAUUCUUUGCACCAGCUGUUGUGAAUGGCUGGCCCACACCUGCCGGAGGAAGAAGGAGCUGAAGGCUCGCACCGUAUGGCUGGGCUGUCCAGAAAAAUGUGAGGAAAAGUAUCCGCGAAAUGCCAUCAAGAAUCAGAAGUACAACAUCUUCACCUUUGUGCCUGGGGUGCUGUACCAGCAGUUCAAAUUCUUCUUGAACCUCUACUUUCUGGUAGUUGCCUGUUCACAGUUCGUCCCACAUGUAAAAAUUGGAUACCUUUAUACUUACUGGGCCCCUCUGGGCUUUGUUUUGGCAGUGACAAUGGUGCGAGAAGCUGUGGAUGAGGUGCGCCGCUACCGACGAGACAAGGAGAUGAACUCCCAGCUGUACAGCAAGCUCACAGUCCGAGGCAAAGUUCAGGUGAAGAGCUCUGACAUACAAGUUGGUGACCUCAUAAUUGUGGAAAAGAACCAGAGAAUACCUGCUGAUAUGAUUUUUCUCAGGACCUCAGAGAAAAAUGGUGCAUGUUUUAUUCGAACAGAUCAGCUGGAUGGUGAGACAGACUGGAAGCUGAAAGUUGCUGUAGCCUGCACACAGAGACUUCCCGCUCUAGGGGACUUGUUCUCAAUCAGUGCCUAUGUCUAUGCUCAGAAACCCCUGCUGGAUAUCCACAGUUUUGAGGGUAACUUCACAAGGGAGGACACCGAUCCUGUCAUCCAUGAGAGCCUGAGCAUCGAGAACACUCUGUGGGCAAGCACGGUCGUAGCCUCUGGCACAGUGAUAGGGGUGGUAAUCUACACCGGCAAGGAAACCAGAAGUGUCCUGAAUACAUCCCAUGCCAAAAACAAGGUGGGACUGCUGGACCUGGAGCUCAACAGGCUGACCAAGGCCCUGUUUCUUGCCCAGGUGGUGCUGUCUGUCGUCAUGGUUGCUCUUCAAGGUUUUGUGGGACCUUGGUUUCGCAAUCUCUUCCGCUUCACUGUGCUCUUCUCAUAUAUCAUCCCAAUCAGCUUGCGUGUCAAUCUUGAUAUGGGGAAGGCCGCAUAUGGCUGGAUGAUCACAAAAGAUGAAAAUAUUCCUGGCACCGUUGUUCGAACCAGCACAAUCCCAGAAGAACUUGGGCGACUGGUCUACCUCCUAACUGACAAAACAGGAACUUUAACACAGAAUGAGAUGAUAUUCAAGCGCCUCCACUUGGGGACUGUGUCCUAUGGAACAGACACGAUGGACGAGAUUCAGAGUCACAUCGUACAGUCAUAUGCCCAGGUCAGUUCCCAAUCCAAUGGCAGCAGCAACAGUUCAACUCCAUCCCGCAAGCCCCAGACAGCAGCUCCCAAGGUGCGCAAAAGUGUUAUCAGCCGCAUCCAUGAAGCCGUGAAGGCCAUCGCCCUGUGCCACAACGUCACCCCAGUGUAUGAGUCCCGGACCACAGUCAAUGGGGAGACCGAGUACACCGAGGCUGAUCAGGACUUCAGUGAUGACAACCGCACAUACCAGGCCUCAAGCCCCGAUGAGGUGGCCCUGGUGCGCUGGACCGAGAGCGUGGGCCUGACGCUGGUCAACAGGGACCUGACCUCUAUGCAGCUGAAGACCCCUGCUGGACAAAUCUUGACCUUCCAUAUCCUGCAGAUUUUCCCCUUCACUUCAGAGAGCAAAAGAAUGGGCAUCAUUGUCAGAGAAGAGGCUACAGGUGAUAUCACAUUUUACAUGAAGGGGGCUGAUGUUGCCAUGACGAGCAUUGUACAGUAUAAUGACUGGCUGGAAGAGGAGUGUGGAAACAUGGCCAGAGAGGGGCUACGCACUCUAGUGGUGGCUAAGAAGUCAUUGUCUGAAGAGCAGUACCAGGACUUUGAGAACCGGUACAACCAGGCCAAGCUGAGCAUCCAUGACCGAGCGCUGAAGGUGGCGGCGGUGGUGGAGAGCUUAGAGCGGGAGAUGGAGCUGCUGUGUCUGACCGGUGUUGAGGACCAGCUGCAGGCCGAUGUGAGGCCCACCUUGGAGCUGUUGAGGAAUGCAGGCAUCAAGAUAUGGAUGCUGACUGGAGACAAGUUAGAAACAGCAACUUGCAUUGCAAAAAGCUCACAUUUGGUAUCCAGAAACCAGAACAUUCAUAUCUUUAGACCAGUGUCGAACCGAGGAGAGGCUCACCUGGAGCUGAACUCCUUCAGGAGGAAACACGACUGUGCCCUGGUCAUUUCGGGAGACUCUCUGGAGGUGUGCCUGCGGUACUACGAGCACGAGUUUGUCGAGCUGGCAUGUCAGUGUCCAGCUGUGGUGUGUUGCCGCUGCUCUCCCACACAGAAGGCCCAGAUUGUCAGGCUGCUUCAGCAACACACGGCCAACCGCACCUGUGCCAUAGGUGACGGAGGCAACGAUGUCAGCAUGAUCCAGGCAGCUGACUGCGGCAUUGGCAUCGAGGGGAAGGAGGGCAAGCAGGCCUCCCUGGCUGCAGAUUUCUCCAUCACACAGUUCAAGCACAUUGGCCGGCUCCUGAUGGUCCACGGCCGUAACAGCUACAAGCGAUCUGCCGCACUGGGUCAGUUCGUCAUGCAUAGGGGCCUGAUCAUCUCCACCAUGCAGGCUGUUUUUUCCUCUAUAUUCUACUUUGCUUCUGUUCCCUUGUAUCAGGGCUUCCUCAUGGUGGGGUACGCCACUAUCUACACCAUGUUCCCGGUCUUCUCCCUGGUUCUGGACCAGGACGUGAAGCCUGAGAUGGCACUCCUGUACCCUGAGCUGUACAAGGACCUUACCAAGGGUCGUUCCUUGUCCUUUAAAACAUUUUUUAUUUGGGUGUUAAUCAGCGUUUACCAAGGGGGCAUCUUGAUGUACGGCGCCCUGCUGCUCUUUGAGUCGGAGUUUGUGCACGUGGUGGCCAUCUCGUUCACAGCGCUCAUCCUCACCGAGCUCCUCAUGGUGGCGCUCACCAUCCGCACCUGGCACUGGCUCAUGGUCGUGGCGGAGUUCUUCAGUCUUGGCUGCUACGUGGCCUCCCUCGCCUUCCUCAAUGAGUACUUUGAUCUUGCCUUUAUCACGACUCCAGCCUUCCUGUGGAAAGUGUCGGUGAUCACUGUCGUCAGCUGUCUUCCUCUUUACAUCAUCAAAUACUUGAAGCGCAAGUUCUCCCCUCCCAGCUACUCCAAGCUCUCCACAUAAGUGAGCCGUUCCUCUUGUUUCUUUCUAUUUUAUGUCUUUUUAUUUUCUCCUCCAUCUGGUGUGCCCUGUGGCGGGCUGGACGCUGCAGAUGAGGCCCUGUUUGGGGUCGGAGGUCACAGGGACAGAUGGCGGGACAGUGGAUGUUACUUGAAGCAGUCGAACUUGAAAGAAACGGAAGGGGGGCGGGGGUCAGACCUGUAAGCACUGGACUGAGAGGCUUCUGUGAAUCGCCUUCAGAUGCUGUAUCACGCUAAACGCAGCUCCACUCCUUUAUCUGUCUCUUGUGUUUUCUACUCAUUGUCGGACAACUGGACAUUUUAGACAUUUUAGCUUUUAGGAUUGUGACUAUCUGCACAAAAUGAGGACAAUGUUCAAUGUUUUCUUUUACAGUGUUAUUAUACUUGUUAUAGUUCUGUUGUUCAAAGUCAUUCCUUCGCACUGUAAAUGACAGUCACAUAUGUGCAGCUUUUUACCGUUGAAUCCAAAAAACACAUGACCUGUACAGUACCAGCCUAGGGCUUGUUAAAAAAAGAGAGAAAAAUCCAGUUAACUUACUAAUGGGACUGAGUGUUUGCACUUUCUGUAGCUGUGUAUUUGUUCUGGGAACAAUUACCUUUUGCUUGUUUUUUGCCAGCAGUACAGUAUUUAUACAUUGCCAGAAGCCAAACAGCAUACAAAAUAUCAUUUUCUGUGUUAAUAAUUGUUUUCUUUCAUUCCAGUCAUCACUAAUAUUAGCAGUUUUUGCUAAUAUUUGAGAGUUUUUCAUGAAUGUGCAGUGUGAUUUCUAAGGGCGGCUUGUAUAUAAAAACCAUUGCCAAGACUUUUAGCUGAGAAAAGAAAUGUGGUAAAGAAUAACUAUAUGCUUGAAGAAGGAAGGAUUAGGUGUGUUAACCUGGAGCUUAUGACUGAAACAUGAGUAAUACCAUUGAGUUUAAUUUUCUUUUGAAACUGUAUUUGUGGGCCACGCAUGACUGACAGUGUGGCUGAGCGCCAGUGCUGAGACACAUCAGUUCAGUCGUGCUCAAGUAGUCAUCAUAUCGCUUGCGGAUAUUGCUCAGUUUCAUGUGUGUGGAUGUGUUUGAGUACUGGAUUAAAAUAAAGAAGCCACACACUGUGCUCUUCACUAGUAUUUGCAUUGACUGAACUGCAAUGCCUUGAAGUUCUGUUUUAUGUACUCAGGUAGAAAUCUUCUGUAUCACAUUAACAAUUUUAUUGUACUGUGAGCAGUGACAGAUUAUUUGUUUGUUUUUGUUUUUUUAAUUAGUUAAAGGAGGAAUUAAGAACAACCUUCUCAUUAUUAUUAUUAUUUAUAAUAUAUAGCAUCCUAAUUAUGUAGAUCUGUUAAGGGUGCACCAUCUGCUUAUUAUUACUUACUGUGGACAGUUGUUUGAAAAUGAAAUGCUUUCCCUGUUAUUAA
Molecule: messenger RNA, 4802 nt
Organism: Scleropages formosus (Asian bonytongue)
Lineage: Eukaryota; Metazoa; Chordata; Actinopteri; Osteoglossiformes; Osteoglossidae
Gene: atp9b
Product: ATPase phospholipid transporting 9B
Exons: 29
Coding region: 14-3385 (1123 amino acids)
Biological process (GO): phospholipid translocation; endocytosis; retrograde vesicle-mediated transport, Golgi to endoplasmic reticulum
Cellular component (GO): endosome; plasma membrane; trans-Golgi network
Molecular function (GO): ATP hydrolysis activity; magnesium ion binding; ATP binding
Source: RefSeq, a predicted model, not a curated record